Brachypodium distachyon (stiff brome) is the source of this 1137-nucleotide messenger RNA. RefSeq lists its product as uncharacterized. The transcript is spliced from 5 exons. NCBI's taxonomy places the organism in Eukaryota, Viridiplantae, Streptophyta, Magnoliopsida, Poales, Poaceae. The coding region runs from base 147 to 755 and encodes 202 amino acids. The record is from RefSeq and is a predicted model, not a curated record.
GAAGGGGACUACGAACAGAAAAGAAAAGCUCUGAACUUCCGACUGAAUAAAACGGAGAGGCGGCGACUCGAAGGCGAAGCCCCAUCUCCAGCCGCGGCCCAGAUCGCGCACCCAGUCCUCGAGGCCGCCCCUCCACGCUAGGGGAUAUGGAGCGCGCCGGCGGCGGCGGAGCCGGCGUUGCGGGGGUCCCAGGGGCUGGGGAUGGCUCGGUGGCGCCGACGACUCCGGUGGCAGGAGUAGGAGCAGGUGCGGUGAAGGGGAGGUCGUGCAAGGGCUGCCUCUUCUACUCUUCGGUGCUCAGGUCAAAAGCGCGCGGCCCCGUCUGUGUCGGCGUCACCCGAGCCAUUCCGCAAGUUCCUGAUAGCAUGGUCGGAGAAAUUGAGAUGGAAGCUAUCCAAGAAGGUCGCAACCUUUCUAACUUCAAAUAUGCAUGUGCUGGAUAUUCCAUAUACCUAGAUGAAAAGGAGAACCCUACGGGGAAAGGAGAGAGGCGGGCAGAGUUGCCUAUUUGUGUUGGAGUUGAGCUAUUGGCAGAUAGAGGUUCAGCUAAACAAGUACCAGCUCACCCUAAAAAAGAAGCUACUCAAGCACAUGGAUACAAACCUGGACAGAGAGGAGAGGACUUCUUAACCAAAUUCCAGAGGAAUGCUGGACUUGUGGCCAAUGGUGUGGUUAGAAACCUGAAUAGAGUUGGGACCUAUGUCAAAGACUCGGUGGGUGAUAUCCUGUACCCAUACCGCAAGCGUCCCAAGUAAAACCUUGCUCAUGUUCUACUUCAAUCCUGGAGACCUAAAGAAUAGGGGGAGCGUGCUGAAACACCUGUCGUAGGAUUAGCCUUCGCUUGGUUUACUGAGGCUCUGGAUGAGAUUUCAUUGCGUGUCACCUCAUGCCUGAGGGUAACAGGCAGUUCUCCAGGACAUGUUUCUCUGUUUUACUGUACUACCUAGUAUUUGCUUGAUACCAAUGUUUCUUUGGUAGAGCCCAUCCCAUUCAUCCAUUUGCCGUGUGAUCUUCCAUAUUUUUCUGGGUUCCUCCAGCAAUGUAUGUAACAAAACAAUAAAACAGCUCAUCUUUGCCUAUUGAGGCUAUAUUUCGAGAAUAAUAAAGCUUGCAGCUUCCCUUGCUGGAUUUGUUUGA